Humulus lupulus (European hop) is the source of this 2328-nucleotide messenger RNA. RefSeq names its product very-long-chain aldehyde decarbonylase CER1-like. The coding region runs from base 174 to 2060 and encodes 628 amino acids. Gene Ontology annotation, molecular function: oxidoreductase activity; iron ion binding. Gene Ontology annotation, biological process: lipid biosynthetic process. The record is from RefSeq and is a predicted model, not a curated record. The transcript has 10 exons. NCBI's taxonomy places the organism in Eukaryota, Viridiplantae, Streptophyta, Magnoliopsida, Rosales, Cannabaceae.
AUAAAAUAUCUACAACGUUUGGAUUUAAGACAUUUAUAAUCAAUUGCACCAUAUAUAUUUAUAUUUAUAUAAGAGGCAUACCUCUCCAACAAAUUGGAUCACACAUUACACAAAAUUAAUUUAGAGGAAAGAGCAGAGAAAGAAAGAAGUAGAAAUUAGCAGCUUCUCCAUUUAUGGCUUCUACGCCUGGAAUCCUCACUGAGUGGCCAUGGAAGCCCCUUGGAAGCUUUAAGCAUGUGCUAUUGCUUCCAUGGACAAUUAAGAGCACAUACAACUUUGUGACAAAAGAUACUCCAGAAGAAAGAGAUUUGUCCACAUUUCUGGUUUUCCCAUACAUACUUUUUAGAAUGCUUCACAACCAGAUUUGGAUCUCUUUGUCUCGCUACAUCAAUGCCAAAGGCAACAAUCGAAUCCUCGAUAGAGGUCUUGAGUUUGAUCAAGUCGACAGGGAAAAAAAUUGGGAUGACCAGAUAUUGUUUAAUGGGAUCUUAUUUUUCGUGGGAAUUCACACAAUCAAUGGAGCAAAAAACCUACCCUAUUGGAGAACCGAUGGAGUAGUGAUAUCAAUUCUUCUUCAUGUUACUUUAGUGGAGUUCUUAUACUAUUGGCUUCAUAGAGCUCUUCACCACUAUUACUUAUACAAUCGUUAUCACUCUCAUCACCACUCUUCCAUUGUCACUGAGCCCAUUACUUCUGUGAUACAUCCAUUUGCAGAGCACAUAGCGUAUUUUUCGCUGUUUGCAAUUCCCAUGUUGACAACACUGCUAUCAGGAACAUCAUCCAUAGCAUCCUUUGCUGGUUAUCUCUUUUACAUUGAUUUCAUGAACAAUUUGGGUCACUGCAAUUUUGAGAUCAUUCCAAAAAAACUCUUCUCUAUAUUUCCUCCUCUUAAGUACCUCAUGUAUACCCCCUCGUUCCACUCUUUGCACCACACUCAAUUUAGAACCAACUAUUCGUUGUUUAUGCCAUUUUACGACUAUGUAUAUGGAACGAUGGACGAAAGUACUGAUAGUCUGUACGAGAGAUCGUUGAAAAGAGGGGAAGACACAGCCCAAGUGGUGUACUUAACUCAUCUUACAACGCCGGAGUCCAUUUUCCACUUACAAGUAGGAUUUGCCCAUGUCUCAUCAAGGCCCUACGUCUCACCCAAAUGGUACCUCAUGUGGUUCAUGUGGCCCCUCACUCUCUGCUCCAUCAUGAUAACUUGGAUUUAUGGCCGUACAUUUGUUGUGGAGAGGCAUCGUUUUCAUCCACUCAACUUACAAACUUGGGCUAUACCAAAAUACAAGCUCCAAUACUCGUUGCAAUGGCAAAAUGCAUCCAUCAACAGCUUGGUUGAGGAAGCCAUACUUGAAGCUGAGCACAAGGGAGUUAAAGUGCUGAGCCUAGGUCUUUUGAAUCAGAGUGAAGAGCUGAAUGCAUACGGUGCUCUUUAUGUGAAAAGGCAUCCUGAGUUGAAGACCAGAGUGGUGGAUGGCAGUAGCCUCGCAGUGGCUGUUAUCCUCAACAGCAUACCUAAGGGCACAACCCAACUACUUCUUAGAGGCAAAGUUACCAAGGUUGCUACUUCUAUUGCCUUGGCUUUGUGCCAGAAGGGUAUUCAGGUGGCUACAUUGCGAGAUGAUGAGUGUGCCAAACUCAACAACUCAUUAGAUGUUAAUUCAAAGAGUAAUUUGGUUCUCACCAAAAGUACUUCUUACCAGGUUUGGUUAGUGGGAGAUGGAUUAAGUGAAGAAGAACAAUUAAAAGCAUCAAAAGGAACCAUAUUCGUUCCCUUCUCUCAAUUCCAACCAAAGAAAUUGCGUAAAGACUGCUUCUACCACUACACUCCUGCAAUGCUAACUCCUAAAUCUCUCGAGAAUGUACACUCUUGUGAGAAUUGGUUACCAAGAAGGGUGAUGAGUGCAUGGCGUAUAGCUGGGAUAGUACAUGGGUUAGAAGGUUGGAAUGAGCAUGAGUGUGGCAUUCCUACCACUGCCGAUUUGCCUCGCUUUGACAAAGUUUGGGACGCAGCCCUUAGACAUGGCUUUCAGCCUCUCACCAGCAUUUCAUCUGCCUAAGCUAUAAUAAUAUUAAUAAUAUAUACAUGUAUGUUGGCUUUCAUAUUAUUAUUAUAAGUAUAAUCUAGCUAUAGUGGUUUGUUUUUAGUUUUCAAUUCAUAAGAGUAAGGAAUAAUUUAUGUUUAGACAUCAAGAAUUUUCCAGAAAUUAUUAUUUUUGUUUUGGUACUGAAUUGCUAGAAGAAUCCUAUUUCUUGUAAUGGUGUGGUGUGUAUUGUAUGACUAUUUUAUUGCAAUGAAUAUAAAUGUAAACAUUUUAAAUUAUGCUA